AUGAAGGAGGAGGCCGAUGUGGUGGUGAGGCGCAAGCGAGACAACAAAGAUGAGCGCGAGCGGGACAAGGACAAGGAUAAGGAGCGCGACCGCGAGCGGGAGAGAGAGAGGCGUAGAGCGAGCCCCGUCAGGACUAAGGAUCGCCGGGACGAUCGUGACAAGGAGAGAGAGCGGGAACGCGAAGAAAGGGAGAGGGAGAGGGACAGAGAGCGCGAGAGAGAACGCGAGAGAGAGCGGGAGAGAGAGAUUCGUGAGCGAGAAAGAGAACGUGAAAUACGAGAAAGAGAGAAGGAACGCGAGCGUGAACGAGAUAGAGAGAGGGAGCGCGAAAGAGAACGGGAAAGAGAAAGAGAACGAUCGCGUGACCGAGACCGCGAGAGAGAGAGGGAUCGAGAUAGAGAAAAGUCUAGAGGGCGCAGUAGAAGUGAGGCCGAUGCGCGCCGCGAGAAGGAGAUGGAGGAGGAGGCGCGCGAGAAGAAGCGCCUCGAGAAGAAGGCCCGCGAGAAGGAAGUCGCGUACCAGGAGAGGUUGCGCAAGUGGGAGAGCCGCGAGCGGCGCAAGGCGCAGGAGCACGCGCGCUCGCGCUCGCGCUCCCGCGCCCGCUCGCACGAGCGCGCGCGCGAGGCCAAGCGCCUCAAGGAGUUCCUGGAGGACUACGACGACGAGCGCGACGACCACAAGUACUACAAGGGCAAGGAGCUGGCGCGGCGGCUAGGCGCGCGCGUGCGCGAGGCGGAGGCGGACGCGCGUGAGCGGGCGCGCGAGGCCGACGAGCUGGAGGCGCUGCGCCGCGACCUGGCGGCCGGCGCCAGUCCGCGUGCGGCGGCGGCAGCGUGGGCGCGCGCGCGCCGCGACCACGACGCGCAGUACGAGCCGCGCGCGCUCAUCGACACCAGCGCGCCGCCGCACCGCCACCGCCACCACCGCCACCGCGCCGCGCACAGCGGGCGACGCAGCGCGGGCGCGGAGGCUGUGGAGGAGCCGCGCGCAGAGUCUGCGGACGGGUCGCUGACGCCGCCCGCGCCACCCUCCCCGCGCUCGCCCGCCUCUCCCCGCUCGCCGCGCUCGCCGCGCUCCCCGGGCUCGCCGUCUCCUCGCUCCCCGCCGCCCUCGCCCUCGCCGCCGUCGCCUCGCUCGCCGGGCUCCGAGCGUGCGCCGAGCGAGGCGCCGGCGAGUGCGGGUGAGGCGGGGGGUGAGGACGAGGCGGGGGGCGCAGCCACGCCGCCGCGGCGCCGCCACCGCCACCGGCACCGGCGCCUCGACACGCCGCCGCCCGCCCGCACCCCGCCGCACAGCGCGGGCAGCACGCCGCCGCGGCCGCCCUCGCCCGAGCGCUCCGUGCGCCACCACACGGCGACGUCAGGCGGUAGCUCGCCCAUCAGCAUCACGUUCCGCAGCAAGCCCAGCCCCACGCCCUCCGCCGACACGCCCACAAUGGAGGGCCGCACGCGACGCGUGCACGCCGCCUUCGCGCGAGACGACGAUACACCACCAGUCAAAGAGAAAACUCCAGGCCGUCGACCCAGCAUAGGUAGCUCCAAAGAUUCGCAAUCAGAUAAAAGCAAAAAGGGCGACAGCGGAGACCCGGAGAAAGACAAAGAAAAAGAGAAGGAGAACAAAUCUGCGGAAGAGAAGCGCAAACACAUAAAGAGUUUGAUCGACAAAAUCCCAACGCAGAAGGAUCAGCUCUUCCAGUACAAGCUGGACACAUCGCAGAUCGACAACACGCUGAUGGAGAAGAAGAUCCGGCCGUGGAUCAACAAGAAGAUCAUCGAGUACAUCGGCGAGCCGGAGCCCACGCUGGUGGACUUCAUCUGCAGCAAGGUGCUGGCCGGCUCCGCGCCCGCCGGCAUCCUGGACGACGUGCAGAUGGUGCUGGACGACGAAGCGGAAGUGUUCGUGGUGAAGAUGUGGCGCCUGCUCAUAUACGAGCUGGAGGCCAAGCGGGCCGGCCUGCACAAGUGA
Parnassius apollo (apollo) is the source of this 1965-nucleotide messenger RNA. Lineage: Eukaryota; Metazoa; Arthropoda; Insecta; Lepidoptera; Papilionidae. The record is from the annotation of a GenBank genome assembly.